Messenger RNA from Stegostoma tigrinum, 3708 nucleotides. Its product is annotated as F-box-like/WD repeat-containing protein TBL1X. Gene Ontology annotation, cellular component: histone deacetylase complex. The coding region runs from base 983 to 2257 and encodes 424 amino acids. The transcript has 17 exons. NCBI's taxonomy places the organism in Eukaryota, Metazoa, Chordata, Chondrichthyes, Orectolobiformes, Stegostomatidae. The record is from RefSeq and is a predicted model, not a curated record. Gene Ontology annotation, molecular function: protein binding; transcription corepressor activity. Gene Ontology annotation, biological process: regulation of transcription by RNA polymerase II.
GCGCCGCUUUCCCUCUCUCUCUCACACACACACACACGGAGAGAGAGUCUGGGAAUGAAUGUGGUAGACACCAGCAAUAGCUCCUGACGCCAUUCCGCCAUCAACUUUUACCUCUUUCUCUCCCUCCCCUCCCCCACCACCGUGUGUGUGUAUAUGUGUGUGUCUCUCUCUCUCUUUCUCUUUUCCCUCCCUCCUCAUUUCCAUUCGCCACCACAUCGUUUCGGUGUCAUUAGCUUUGGAUCAAGACAUACAUGCGAAGUAUAGUUGAUAUUCUUCCAAUUAUAGGCCUUUCCGAGGCACACAUUGACCGGCUCCACAAGAGAGAGACAGCCGGGUGAUGAGUAAUACUUGAAAACGAUUCUUUUAAACCCUUUUGACAUUCACAUGUAGAAAAGAACACAUCUGAAAAAGUAGUUGGAGCUUUCGUUAUUUGUGGAAGUGAAAACAAGCUCUGGGUUUUUAAAAAGAAAUCAGCAUUGUGUAAGGUCCCUGAAUCAAUUACUGGUGCUUGAAGUGCGAGUAAUUUGGCCUUACUUCCUUGGUAGUAGAGGCAUAGACUUCAGUGCUGGUAGACCUCAUAAUUUGAGGUGGGGCUAAGAUGAGCAUAACUAGUGACGAAGUAAACUUCCUGGUUUAUCGAUAUCUCCAAGAAUCAGAUAUCUAUCUGUCUCAGCUUGGUGGACUCAAUGACUGAACGUCUACAGUUCUCUGGAUUGGAAGAUUCCAAAAAUUCCCACACCUAUGAUUGAAGAAGUUUCUCCUUAUAUUCGUUUUAAAUGGUUUCUCUCAUUCAGCAUUCACAUUUGGAAUAGAAAGUCAUAUAAGUCAGUCAAACAUCAAUGGGACACUAGUGCCACCUGCAGCACUAAUCUCGAUCCUUCAGAAAGGAUUGCAGUAUGUUGAAGCAGAGAUCAGCAUCAAUGAGGAUGGCACAGUGUUUGAUGGCAGGCCAAUUGAGUCAUUGUCUCUAAUAGACGCUGUGAUGCCCGAUGUUGUACAGAGUCGACAGCAAGCGUUCAGAGAUAAACUAGCACAACAGCAGCAAGCAGCAGCUGCAUCUUCAGCUCCACAGCAGCCAACACCAAAGAAUGGAGAAGCUACUAUUAAUGGGGAGGAAAAUGGGGCACACACCAUUACAAAUAAUCAUUCUGAUGCUAUGGAAAUAGAUGGAGAUGUUGAAAUUCCUUCAAACAAAUCCACAGUCUUAAGAGGUCACGAAUCUGAAGUAUUCAUUUGUGCCUGGAACCCAGUCAGUGAUCUUUUGGCAUCGGGUUCUGGAGACUCCACUGCAAGAAUAUGGAACCUCAAUGAAAACAGCAACAGUGGCCCCACUCAAUUAGUACUUAGGCAUUGCAUCAGAGAAGGCGGGCAAGAUGUUCCUAGCAAUAAAGAUGUUACAUCACUUGACUGGAAUAGUGAUGGAACACUCUUGGCCACAGGAUCGUAUGAUGGAUUUGCAAGAAUAUGGACAAAGGAUGGCAACCUUGCAAGCACCCUCGGACAACAUAAAGGGCCCAUCUUUGCUUUAAAAUGGAACAAGAAGGGAAAUUAUAUUCUCAGUGCAGGCGUUGAUAAGACAACAAUAAUUUGGGAUGCUCAUACAGGCGAAGCUAAGCAACAAUUUCCAUUUCAUUCAGCUCCUGCGUUGGAUGUGGAUUGGCAGAAUAACACUACGUUUGCAUCCUGCAGUACAGACAUGUGCAUCCACGUGUGCAGGCUUGGCUGUGAUCGUCCAGUCAAAACAUUCCAAGGGCAUACAAAUGAAGUAAAUGCAAUCAAAUGGGACCCAUCUGGCAUGCUGCUCGCGUCUUGUUCAGAUGACAUGACACUGAAGAUAUGGAAUAUGAAGCAGGACAGUUGCGUACAUGAUUUACAAGCCCAUAAUAAGGAAAUCUACACUAUAAAAUGGAGUCCUACUGGUCCAGGUACCAACAACCCAAAUUCUUACAUCAUGUUAGCCAGUGCUUCAUUUGAUUCUACUGUUCGCCUUUGGGAUGUGGAAAGAGGAGUUUGCCUUCACACCUUAACCAUGCACCAAGAACCUGUAUACAGUGUCGCUUUCAGCCCUGAUGGCAAAUAUCUAGCCAGUGGGUCUUUUGACAAAUGUGUCCACAUAUGGAACACUCAGACGGGAGCUCUAGUGCACAGCUACAGAGGGACUGGGGGUAUUUUUGAAGUUUGCUGGAAUGCGUCAGGGGACAAAGUGGGAGCAAGUGCAUCAGAUGGUUCUGUCUGUGUGCUUGAUCUACGGAAAUAGCAAAAUGGCAAGCUAACAGGAUGUAAGAUUAGACCGGCAGUGAAUGUGCGGGUGGCAAAUGCGCUCCUUCACCGUGUGUCAGCUCCAGAACUACAAGAAUCUGACUUUUAAAAUGAAAUGGUUAAAACCAGCUCUCCCUGACCAUUUAAUUCUAAUUCCCUGCCCCACCCUUCCAAAUAAUGAUCUUAUUGUCUGCAAACCCCCAGUUCAGUCCCCUAUAUGAAACCCAAUCGUGCGCUGGCAUUUUCACCAGUUGAACCCUUCAGCCUUGGAAUGUCACGCAAGGAUACUGCUUCAGUUCAUGUUUUGGGGUUUUCAACAGGACAGAUGAUGGCAAUUUAUGUUCGUGACUGAGAGCAUUGUGCCAAACUGCAGAUGCUGUGAUGUACCAAAAAAAACAAACAUGAGAGAAAAAAAACAAAUGACCAACAAAAAAAAGGAAAUAAUGUAGAUUUUCCUUCCUUCAUGUACUUUCCUCAUUCUGGUUUGGACACUAAGGUGCUGCUGAAAAUGAAGAAUAACAUUGUGUGCAGUCACAGUGAAAUAAUCUGCAACUUUGUAAUAGCAACACUUUAUAUUUUCUGGAUUUUUGUUUUGUUUAAAAAAAAGUUUUAGGGACGCUGGAGUAUUAUGUAGGUUCCUAAAAGAAGCUUUUACCAGGGUUGGAUGUGAAUGAUUUUGUUUCUAGAAGCUGCAGGGAGGAAUCUGUGGGGUUUUAAAACUUAAGCUUUCCUGAACUGCUGAUAGACUUGCUUACAUUACUGUGCUUCAGGUUGUGAUCUUUCAAAAAGGCACUUCUUCAGAGAACUGCAUAUUAAAAGUGCUUUACAUUUGAGAAGGUGAACUUGUCACCAGCUACAUACAGGGAAAGAAGACUCACGGGAAGAUCCCCAGUGUAUUUUUGAAAAAGAAAUAGCAAAAUAAAUAUUUGUAAUUUUUACCUUUAAUCACACGCCAGACCUUAAAAGCCAGAACGGCAAACCACAAACCUAGCAGACACUUCAUUUUAAAGAAAUGCAAGAAAUGAGACAUCGUAACACUGUACAAGAGCUUAAAUUCUUUAAUCUCAUGCCAUGCUUUAGGUCUUUUUUUUAAAUAUUUGCUAACAAAGCUGUUUAGAGCCAGGUGAGGUGCACUUUGUCUGAUGUAAGGGUCUGCUUUGUUUUGUUCUCUGAGUUUUUUGAAUAUGUUCCUUGUCAUACGCAGAGAAUUCAUUUGUUUAAUAUCUGUGUUCUGGCUUUUGUUGCUUUUAUUGUCUGUGUCAGACUGUCAGCCAGACUUUGUUCCUUCUCCUUGCAGCCUCUCAGGAGUUUAGGUCAAAGGAGAUCACGUGACCUUUUAUGUUUCUUCUAAUCCAGAAUGUGUGAUGUAGCUCGUGCUCAUUAAAGAAAACAAAUCAUCAAAUCAUAUUCAAUGUCUUGAAUAAAUUGCUAUAUUUUGAUAUUAGAAAA